Molecule: messenger RNA, 438 nt
Organism: Manacus vitellinus (golden-collared manakin)
Lineage: Eukaryota; Metazoa; Chordata; Aves; Passeriformes; Pipridae
Product: nucleoplasmin-like
Biological process (GO): chromatin remodeling
Cellular component (GO): nucleoplasm; cytoplasm; nucleolus
Molecular function (GO): chromatin binding; histone binding; RNA binding
Source: RefSeq, a predicted model, not a curated record
AUGGACACCUCGCUUCCCUUCUCCCGGUUGCUGUCGGAGGAGAGGCCCAUGGCUGAACUGUGGGGCUGCCAGCUGGGCACAGGCGCCCGGAGCUGAGUGGUGAAGGAGGGCGAUGACUUCUUGGAGCACCUGGUGCUGCUGAGAAUGGGGACUGAUGCCAGGGACGAGCUGUACGUGGUGGCUGUGGACUCCAAAAACGCCUCCGGGGAGCACAGGCUGGUGCCCAUCGCAGCACUGCGGAGCUCAGUGCUGCCCAUGAUCAGCCCCAAAGCUCUGGAGCUGGUCCCUCCCGUCACCGUCAUGCUCCAGUGUGGGGCUGGGCCAGUCUAUCUCAGCGGGCAGUGCAUCACCCUGGAAGAUGAUGCCAGCUCUGAAGCCGAGGAGGAAGAGUUCUUGGAGGAAGACGCAGGAGAUGAGGAUGACGAUGGGGAAUCAUAG